AGGAGGAAGAAUAGAAGGAGUAGGCUACAGUCACAGCCCUGGUACAGUAGCCUACCAUGUAAAUGUUACAAACUUUAUGAACUUUUGUCCGAUAAUCUUUUUUGUUGUUGUUGCUUUGAAUUUAUGAUACGGUAUUAUUAUUGCCGACUUUCAACCACACACCCUGGACCUUGGUGUGGUGUGGUGUGGGGUUGCUCAACUCAACCUAUCAACUAGCCUAUGUUGCAAUCAGAUCGGAUACUUUGCAAUCUGAAACACGUUCUCUGCUAUGAAUACAUCGACAUAAUAGCCUAAUAAAAGGCUAUCCGCUCUACUCUGGUUUAACGUAGGCCUACUAUACAAUGUGUGAGUGUGAUAAAACAUUCUCUGUUGUGAGGGAUUGCUAGUCAGUGUGCAUUCAUCUACAUGAGUGUUUUUAAGCACUUAACCUUAGGCCUAUACCUGUAAACCCCACAACGCAGCAGUCUAUUAAAAGCAAAAAAUCAAGCAGCAGGGGUCCUGAGAUAGGCUUCUGAAAUGCCUCUCUUCCGCCAGUUGGGCGAGUCAAGGAGAGAAAAUGAAAAACGACAGGUGAAGACGGGAAAAAGCAAGUUGAGGGGCAAAGACCCCGAUGCUACUUUGACCAGCUUGUGCCUUGUGAAUAUUGUGAAAAAUAUGAACAAUGUCUGGGCCCAGGACUAUGCCCAGAACUACAUGGACCAGUACUUCUUCAGAUACAUCAUGGGCCCCUUCAAUCCGCUACCUUCGGAGCUGCUGGAGGAGCUCUUGUCUGUGUUGUCCUCGCGGCGCCUGAUGACCCGGGCGGCCCUGCACCUCCUGCUGCUGCCCCAGCUGCGUCACCUCUCCCUGGGCCACUGCCCUGGCCUCGUCACCGCUAACCUGUGCGGCAUCAUCGGGGCCCGCUGCCAGGGUCUGGUGUCUCUGGACCUCAGCGGUGCGGCCAGCGUCCCGUCCCCAGUCCUGAGUGACCUCCUGGGCCGCCUCCGCAGCCUGCGCUCCCUGGGCCUGGCCGGGACCUUGUCUGACGCCCGGGUGACCGAGGCCUUACCCGCCCGCUGCCCCUCGCUCCGUCACCUGGACGUCAGCCGCUGCCACCACCUGAGCCCGGCGGGCCUGCUUCACCUGUCCCCGCGUCACCCCGCCACUAGCCCCGGUGGCCCUGGUGGUGGUGGCCUGCCUCACCUCCGCAGCCUCCUGGCACUGGAUGUCGGGUUCGGGGAGGAAGAGGAGGACAGGCAGGGUGCCGCGGCCUUCCUGCUGCUCAGCCUGCCCUGGCUGGAGAGGGUGGCCCUGGAGGGGCUGGGGGAGGCCUGUGCCCUCCUCACCGAUGGAGGCGGAGGCCUCCAGGAGGUGGAGGGUUUCAGCAGGCGUGCGGGCAUACCGGACCUGAAGGAGCUGUGGGCGGAGAGACUCCGUGGGGAGGAGCGCGCAGGUGCGAACGGUGUCACAACAACACCACCAGCGGCAGGCACAGGUGGACAGCAGGGGGAAGGAGAAGAGGAGAGCUCUUUUCUUCUGUCUGCAGCACAGGGAAACGAUUGCUCUCGGACUCAGGAGAGUGAUGACGAGGAUGCCGCUGAAUAUGAGGACAAAGAUGAGGAUGAGGAUGAGGAAGAGGGAGAGGUUAAGCGUAGAGAAAGACCUGGGCACGUUUUCAGCAAUGCAGUGACGAUGGAAAGGACACGUGACAAAGAGGCAGCGUCACCAGAAGAGGCACGGGAACGGCAUGAAAGCACUUGGCAGAGCCCUCUCCUAACGCUCCCCCUGAGGCAGGUCCAGGGGGUGUCCUUCACCACAGUGGGAGCUCUAGCCCAGCUCUGCCCCAGCGUGUGUGCUCUGACGCUGGACUGCGACCCAGAUGGGGAGCCGGAGGCGGUCUCGGGGGCCCGCGUGGCCAAAGCGUUGUCCCGAUGGUCCUCCAGUCUGAGGAGCCUCACGCUGAGGUUCCCGGGGGGGGCUCUGUCGGAGAUGGCGCGGGCCGUGGAGCCCGUGGGCGCGUCCCUGGUGUCUCUGACUGUGGAAGGGGUGCGGGCAGACGGGGUGGACCCUCUGCUGACUCUGCUCCGCUCCUGCCCCCAACUCACAACGCUGACCAUUCACAUGGAGCCUCCCAGCAUGCACUACGACCAGGAGGAGGAGGAGGAGGAAGAGGGGGGAGAGGGAGAGAGACAGCAGGACCUUCAGGCUUUACCCUGUCUUCCUCGCCUGUCGUGUUUAGAUAUGAGCUUUUCUUUCGACCCACGCCAAAAGAAAACUGUGAUGUCGUGGAGAUCCCUUAAGGUGGCGCUGUUGGCUUUGCUAAGGGGCUCCCCUCUCCUAGAGACAGUUACCCUGGUGGCCGUGCCCUGUCCCCUGGACCCGCUCUUCCUCUCGGUGCUGGACCAUGCCCUCUCCUCACGGAACCCCGCCCUCCGACACCUCAAGCACUUGAAUCUCGCACACUCCGACGUCUCGAUGGCAACCCUGUCGCGACUGGACGUCGUGGGCAACGGUUUGUCCACGCUGGACCUCAGCGGUUGCUGGGCCGUGACGCGUCAUGAUGUCAGCCGGUUGCAGAGGGCAGGUAAAGGGAGACGGCAGACGCUGAAUGUCACUUGGACCUGAUGUGGGAGGGCACAAUGCUGAGACCCGGUUUGCACGUAUAUGGAUAUCAUUUGUAAACAUUUAUACAACUCCCAUUGUCAUUUGUAAACUCCAAAUCCCAUUGUCAUUGUGACACAGCAAUCCACAGCACACAAGUGUUCACUGCACACAAGGAAAUUGCAUACAUGCCUCACCCGUGCUAAGGGGCAGCCUCCAAUGGCCGCCCCAAGGGA
Messenger RNA from Engraulis encrasicolus (European anchovy), 2816 nucleotides. RefSeq lists its product as uncharacterized. The coding region runs from base 517 to 2604 and encodes 695 amino acids. Gene Ontology annotation, cellular component: SCF ubiquitin ligase complex. The record is from RefSeq and is a predicted model, not a curated record. Gene Ontology annotation, molecular function: protein binding. NCBI's taxonomy places the organism in Eukaryota, Metazoa, Chordata, Actinopteri, Clupeiformes, Engraulidae. Gene Ontology annotation, biological process: SCF-dependent proteasomal ubiquitin-dependent protein catabolic process. The transcript is spliced from 6 exons.